This is a messenger RNA of Menidia menidia (Atlantic silverside), 5189 nucleotides long. Lineage: Eukaryota; Metazoa; Chordata; Actinopteri; Atheriniformes; Atherinopsidae. The record is from the annotation of a GenBank genome assembly.
ACACGAAAACACCUCACAUUUCUUUGUUCUCGAACCUGGGAUCAGAUCCUGAGCGGAUAAACUGACAAACGAACAACAGCUUUGACAUCAAACUAGAGUGUGGACUUUGGUGGACCGCUUAAGAUGUAAGUUUGAGUGAAUACAAGAGCCAAGACAGGCAGAAGAAGAAAAAAACUAGAGGAAAAGUUCAAUGCUUUGGACCAAGGCGGAAAUAACGGUGGUAAUGAUACUGAUGAUGCUCUUGCUGAUGUUGAUAACUAUGACAGUGGCUUCAGUGCCUGGAACCAAAAAUGAACUUAAACCCGAAUUUGGGACCAGCUUUAUCAAACUAAACCUGGGCUUCUGCUACGAAGUGGAAUUUGGGAUCUCAACAAUGCCAUCCAACAUCUCCAGCAACACAUACUGCCUCUUCAUAUCUGAAAAUGUUGCUCUGGAGACCAUAAGAGCUUUUGCUUUCUCCGAUCUCCCAGAGCUCACCGAAAUAGAGAUAACCAAGUCAGUACACCUAAAAUUCAUCCAUCCAGAUGCUUUCAGGAACAUUGUGAACCUACGCUGCCUUGACCUGCAGGACAACAUCCACAUAGAGACACUACCUGCUAAUGCCUUCAGAGGUCUCAGCACACAAACAAUUGAAGAGAUACGGCUCACCAGAAAUGGCAUCAAGGAGGUGGCAAGUGACGCUUUCAAUGGAACAAAGAUGUACAGAUUGCUCCUCAGAGGGAACAAACAGCUUACUCACAUCAGUCCCAGUGCCUUUGUGGGUUCCAAUGAGUUGGUGGUACUGGACAUCUCUCAAACCACCAUCAGCUCUCUGCCAGUCUCCAUCCUCAGUGGUCUGAAGAAGCUUUCAGCAGAGUCUGCCUAUAACCUGAAAAAACUUCCUCCUCCGCAGCACUUUACCAAACUGUACUUGGCAAAACUAACGUACCCUUCACACUGCUGCGCCUUCCAAAACAUGCUCAUAAACAGGGAACACUGUGCCAACUCCAGCUCCAUCACAUGCAGCCCAACGCCAGACGACUUCAACCCCUGUGAGGACAUCAUGUCCCCCGUCUCUUUACGGGUCCUCAUCUGGAUCAUCUCCAUCCUUGCUCUGCUGGGCAACACAGUAGUUCUUCUUGUCUUGUUGGGCAGCCGAUCCAAGCUGACGGUUCCUCGUUUCCUCAUGUGCCACUUGGCCUUCGCUGACCUCUGUAUGGGCAUCUACCUGGUAGUCAUUGCAACAGUUGACAUACUCACACAAGGGCGAUACUAUAACCAUGCCAUAGACUGGCAGAUGGGCGUUGGCUGCAAGGCAGCGGGAUUUUUCACGGUGUUUUCCAGUGAACUGUCAGUGUUCACGUUAACAGCCAUCACAGUGGAGCGCUGGCACACCAUCACGCACGCUCUGCGACUGGACCGUAAACUUCGGCUGAGGCAUGCCUGUGUCAUCAUGACGGCAGGAUGGCUCUUCUCCUUGCUGGCCGCGUUGCUGCCCACAGUCGGUGUCAGCAGUUAUAGCAAAGUGAGUAUCUGCCUGCCAAUGGAUGUGGAGACUGUGGAGUCCCAGGUCUAUGUGAUCUCUCUUCUUCUUCUCAACAUCCUGGCCUUCUUCUGCGUGUGCGGCUGUUACCUCAGCAUCUACUUGACUUACCGCAAACCUUCAUCAGCUCCAGUCCACACCGACACCCGGGUGGCCAAACGCAUGGCCGUGCUCAUUUUCACCGACUUCAUCUGCAUGGCUCCCAUCUCCUUCUUCGCCAUCUCAGCUGCCCUGAAGCUCCCACUCAUAACUGUCAGUGACUCCAAACUUCUGUUGGUCCUCUUCUACCCCAUCAACUCCUGCUCCAACCCCUUCCUGUACGCAUUUUUCACGCGCACCUUCCGUCGGGACUUCUUUCUCCUUGCAGCUCGAUUUGGCCUGUUUAAGACUCGGGCUCAAAUCUAUCGCACUGAGACUUCCUCCUGCCAGCAGCCAACAGCCACCAACAGGAGACCCAGGCGAGUGUCGAGGCCGCGCCCGGUACAACCCGAACGUAACAACGGGGACAGAGAUGAGGAGGCUCCUGCAGCAGCCGCAGCAGAAAUGGCUAUUGAGGAGUCUGGCCCAGGUGCUCAGAACAGUCCAUAUCAGCUUCGACGCAAGACCCUGCUUCCCAAGAGAACCGCUGCUGCCUCUGCUGCUGCCUCUGCCUGCCCCAGCAAGGGCCCAAUGGAGGGAGCUUCCACUUCAUCAACAGAGGCCUUUGGCCAUCGAGCCAAGCGGGCACGAGUGUCCGGUAAGAGCCACGACCUGCCAGCGGCCCCAGCAGAACAAUAUCUCCAGCAGAAGCUUCCAGAUGAGGUUGUUUUGAAGAUUUUCUCCUACUUACUAGAGCAGGACCUUUGCCAAGCAGCCUGUGUCUGCAAGAGAUUCAGCCAGCUAGCAAACGAUCCCAUCCUAUGGAAAAGGUUAUACAUGGAGGUGUUUGAGUAUACACGUCCCAUGAUGCACCCUGAGCCUGGCAGAUUCUACCAGGUUAGCCCCGAGGAACAUGAACACCCAAACCCAUGGAAGGAGAGCUUUCAGCAGCUGUACAAAGGCGCACAUGUAAAGCCCGGCUUUGCAGAGCAUUUCUACAGUAACCCUGGCAGAUACAAAGGCAGAGAGAAUAUGUUGUAUUAUGACACAAUUGAAGAUGCUCUGGGAGGGGUACAAGAAGCCCACUUUGAUGGUCUUAUUUUUGUUCAUUCUGGCAUCUAUACAGAUGAGUGGAUUUAUAUAGAAUCCCCCAUCACUAUGAUUGGUGCAGCUUCCGGUAAGGUAGCGGACAAGGUGGUUAUAGAAAAUACUAGAGACUCAACGUUUGUCUUCAUGGAAGGCUCUGAAGAUGCAUAUGUGGGAUACAUGACCAUCAAGUUUAAUCCAGAUGAUAAAUCGGCACAGCACCAUAACGCCCACCACUGUCUCGAGAUCACAGUCAACUGCAGCCCGAACAUCGACCACUGCAUCAUCCGCUCCACGUGCACAGUGGGUUCAGCUGUGUGUGUAAGCGGACAGGGAGCCUGUCCAACCAUCAAACACUGCAACAUCAGCGACUGUGAGAACGUGGGGCUGUACAUCACAGACCACGCACAGGGCAUUUAUGAGGACAAUGAAAUCAGUAACAAUGCGCUAGCAGGGAUUUGGGUGAAAAACCACGGUAAUCCCAUCAUUAGACGUAACCACAUUCACCACGGAAGAGAUGUUGGGGUGUUCACGUUCGAUCACGGCAUGGGUUACUUUGAGAACUGUAAUAUCCAUAGAAAUCGCAUAGCAGGCUUUGAGGUCAAAGCGUACGCCAACCCCACAGUGGUGCGCUGCGAGAUCCACCACGGCCAAACGGGAGGCAUCUACGUCCACGAAAAAGGGCGGGGCCAGUUUAUAGAGAACAAAAUCUAUGCCAAUAAUUUUGCUGGUGUGUGGAUCACAUCCAACAGUGACCCAACGAUACGGGGAAAUGCGAUUUACAACGGUAACCAAGGAGGGGUGUACAUAUUUGGAGAUGGGCGAGGCCUGAUCGAGAGUAAUGACAUCUAUGGUAACGCCUUGGCGGGAAUCCAGAUCCGAACCAAUAGCUGCCCCAUCGUACGACACAACAAAAUCCAUGAUGGACAGCAUGGCGGCAUCUAUGUGCACGAGAAAGGCCAGGGAGUGAUCGAAGAGAACGAGGUUUACAGCAACACGUUAGCCGGCGUCUGGGUGACCACAGGCAGCACCCCUGUCCUCCGCAAAAACCGCAUCCACAGCGGCAAACAGGUUGGAGUAUAUUUCUAUGACAACGGGCAUGGUGUGUUGGAAGACAACGACAUCUACAAUCACAUGUACUCGGGUGUACAAAUAAGAACGGGAAGUAACCCAAAAAUAAGGCGCAACAAGAUAUGGGGAGGCCAGAAUGGAGGGAUUUUGGUCUACAACUCUGGUUUGGGCUUUAUUGAGGACAAUGAGAUCUUUGACAAUGCCAUGGCUGGGGUGUGGAUCAAAACAGACAGCAACCCCACUCUCAGAAGAAACAAGAUCCAUGAUGGAAGAGAUGGAGGCAUCUGCAUCUUCAAUGGAGGCAGAGGUCUGCUGGAAGAGAACGACAUCUUCAGGAAUGCCCAGGCGGGUGUGCUCAUCAGCACCAACAGUCAUCCAGUCCUCCGCAAGAACCGCAUUUUUGAUGGCUUUGCAGCAGGUAUUGAAAUCACUAACCAUGCCACGGCAACUCUGGAGGGCAACCAGAUCUUCAACAACCGCUUCGGAGGUCUGUUUCUGGCCUCUGGUGUCAACGUCACAAUGAAAGAUAAUAAGAUUCAGAACAAUCAGGAUGCCAUUGAGAAGGCAGUGAGUAGAGGACAGUGUCUGUACAAGAUCUCCAGCUACACCAGUUACCCCAUGCAUGACUUCUACAGAUGUCACACCUGUAAUACAACAGAUAGGAAUGCCAUCUGUGUUAACUGCAUCAAGAAAUGCCACCAAGGACAUGAUGUAGAGUUUAUACGGCACGACCGAUUUUUCUGUGACUGCGGGGCCGGAACGCUGUCCAACCCGUGCACUCUGGCCGGAGAGCCCACACAUGACACGGACACUCUGUAUGACUCGGCGCCGCCCAUCGAGUCCAACACGCUGCAACAUAACUGAAGUUAUGGUCAAGUUAACCGCCUCACAUUAGCAUACCAACACAUUACAUUGCACACAGCCAUACACAAACAGUCACAUACACACAUCCACUUGCAGCCAUAAGGCCCCAGAGAGACUCUGCCCGCGGCGCUCUCGGGCAGGAUCAAGGUGGAAGAAACAGCGGAGGAAGUGGCUUCAGCUGGACACGCUGCACCAGAGGGAGCGGCGGAGCUGAGGGUCGACUGACACGAGCGGCCACAAGAGCUUCCUCACUGGAGUUUUUCGAACUGCAGUCUGUAAACAAAGAAGAUGGGAAGAGGAGGGUUGUGCCGAGGGGCUUUCAAGGUCAGCUGGUGGCACUUUGAGUGUGAACUCCUCCCAGUUAAUCCUCAGCUCCUGGCCCUCUUAUUCUUCUUGUUCUCAAGAACUGCUGUCAAAGACUUCCUGCUUCCUCACAGCCAUCCCAGUUAGCUGUCUAGGCAGUUGUGACUAGGCAACGGAUGGGUGGAUGUUUCUGUGUGUGUGCAUAAAGUGUGUGUGUGUGAUGGAGCACUUGGGCUUUUUUUAAAAAUAUAUAAAUAUAUAUAUA